Messenger RNA from Cladophialophora psammophila CBS 110553, 2712 nucleotides. Its product is annotated as chitin synthase 2. The coding region runs from base 1 to 2712 and encodes 903 amino acids. The record is from RefSeq and is a predicted model, not a curated record. Gene Ontology annotation, molecular function: chitin synthase activity. NCBI's taxonomy places the organism in Eukaryota, Fungi, Ascomycota, Eurotiomycetes, Chaetothyriales, Herpotrichiellaceae. The transcript is spliced from 2 exons. Gene Ontology annotation, cellular component: cell periphery; cell septum.
AUGAACCCUCACUACGACUCUCGCUCCCCUUCUCCUGGCCGGCCGCUACAGCCCUAUACUCAUCCAGACGAAGCGCACUCGAGGCAACAGCUUCACUUGCAGAUGCCCACGGCUUCCAACGACCGCCUGGCCAUGCAGCCCACAUACUCAAUAGAAAACAUCCCGCAUUCUCACGGACAUAACCAGCAGUAUGAACAACAGCUGCCAGUCGGACCUGGAGGAGACAUAGGCUAUGGAAGAAAUGACUACAUUGUGUCACCGGAGGAACAUCAUGACGCUUACUACAAUCGGGCAUAUUCACCUCAUCCUCAGGGCGAUUAUGCCCUGGAUCCUUAUCCCACGCCGGACCAGGCAUACCGUCUGGAUAACGACAACGUUCCCAUUCUUCAGUCCGAAGCCGCCUACGGCCCCGAUCCGCACCAAGAGGAAAUGAACUAUGACGGUUACCAUGACGAAGCGCGUCCUACGCCGUCUCCGGCGCCGAUAAGGAGGUGGAAGACAGUCAAAGAGGUACAGUUGUUCAAUGGCAAUUUAGUGCUUGAUUGCCCGGUUCCUCCCAAACUGCUCGCUAAUGUCCCUCAUGCGAAACCGCCGGAGAGAGACGAGUUUACCCACAUGAGAUACUCAGCGGCGACAUGCGAUCCCUCAGAUUUCUACAACGAGCGAUUUACUCUGCGACAGCGACUGUUCGCAAAGCCGAGAGAGACGGAAUUGUUCAUCGUCGUCACCAUGUAUAACGAGGACGAGUUUCUGUUUGCCCGAACCAUGAUUGGUGUCUUCAAGAACAUCGAAUUCAUGUGCAAUCGCAACAGCAGCAAAACUUGGGGCAAAGAGGCGUGGAAGAAGAUCGUCGUUUGCAUCGUCAGCGAUGGCCGUGCCAAAAUCAACCCCAGGACAAGGGCGGUCCUAGCCGGUCUAGGCGUUUAUCAGGAUGGCAUUGCCAAACAACAAGUCAAUGGCAAAGACGUCACCGCUCAUAUCUACGAAUACACCACUCAAGUGGGUCUAGAAUUGAAGGGGACUCAGGUGUCGCUAAAGCCGCGAUCAGCCACUCCCGUUCAGCUGCUAUUUUGUUUGAAGGAGAAGAACCAGAAAAAGAUCAACUCACAUCGGUGGUUCUUCCAAGCCUUCGGUCGAGUGCUGGAGCCCAAUAUCUGUGUCCUCAUUGAUGCGGGAACCAAGCCCGGUAGAGACUCCAUCUACCAGCUGUGGAAAGCUUUUGACCUGGAACCCUCUUGUGGUGGUGCUUGCGGUGAAAUCAAGGUCAUGUUGGACCACGGCAAAAAGCUCUACAACCCUUUGGUCGCCACGCAAAAUUUCGAAUACAAGAUGUCGAAUAUCUUGGACAAGCCUUUGGAAUCAGCAUUCGGCUUCAUUUCGGUGCUCCCUGGCGCGUUUUCGGCUUAUCGUUAUAUUGCUUUGCAGAACGACAAGAACGGCGAAGGGCCACUCGAGAAGUACUUCAAAGGCGAAACCAUGCACGCAGACGCUGGAGUGUUCACCGCGAACAUGUAUCUCGCCGAAGAUCGAAUCCUCUGUUUCGAGCUCGUCAGCAAGCGCAAUUGUCAAUGGAUCCUUCAAUACGUUAAAUCGGCCACAGGCGAGACCGAUGUCCCCGAUGGCAUCGCCGAGUUUAUUCUUCAACGGAGACGUUGGCUGAACGGUUCAUUCUUUGCCGCAGUCUAUGCUGUGGCGCAUGUCUACCAGCUCUGGCGCAGCAACCACAGCGCGAUACGCAAGUUUAUGUUUCUGAUCGAGUUCACGUACCAGACGAUCAACAUGCUUUUCGCCUGGUUCGCAAUUGGAAACUUCUUCCUGGUUUUCCGACUUCUGACUGCUUCUCUUGGCUCACCUGGGCCGCUGGGGAACGCUGGUACAGUUUUGGGGGUCAUCUUCGAGUUCAUCUACCUGGGCACGCUGCUAUAUUGCUUCAUCCUAUCCAUGGGCAACAGACCUCAAGGUUCCAAGAAGUCUUACCUGGCAAUGGUUAUUUUUUGGUCGAUACUCAUGAUUUGGCUAACCUUUGCUUCGAUCUACUUAACAGUGAGGUCAAUCCAGACCGAGGUUGCCCAAAAGGAUUUCAGUUUUUCGACCAUCUUUAAUAACAGCACCUUCUUCGGCCUGAUUGUAUCCCUUGCAAGCACAUACCUUCUCUGGUUCGUGGCGAGCUUUUUGUUCUUCGACCCUUGGCACAUGUUCACGUGCUUCAUUCAAUACAUUGUCCUUACUCCGACUUACAUCAAUGUCCUCAACAUCUAUGCAUUUUGCAACACUCAUGACAUUACUUGGGGCACCAAAGGAGAUGACAAGGCCGAGAAACUUCCAAGUGCGAAUGUAAAGCCCGGUGGGAUGGUUGAUGUGAUGAUUCCUCAAGAUGACGGCGACUUGAACGCCCAAUAUGACGCAGAACUGAAGCGAUUUGCGACAAAAGCAGAGAAAGAGGUGAGGACACAGAGUCCGGCGGACAAACAGGAGGACUAUUACAAGUCUUUCCGGAGCAAUGUCGUCACGGCUUGGAUGAUUACGAAUUUUAUCUUAGUAGCCGCCGUGCUGAAUGUUUCGGGGUUUGAGAGAAUCGAUACCGGCGACACGGCACAACAGAACUCGACCAUUUAUUUGGCGGUCAUCCUGUGGUCGGUGGCGGGUUUGUCCCUUUUCAGGUUCAUUGGCGCGUGUUGGUUUUUGAUCGUGCGGCUGUUCCGUGGUGUAUGA